GAGACGCGCGAGCCGGGUCGUGUGGCGGCGCGGCGAUGGAGUCCCUAAGCGACCCGCUGUGCCUGCAGGAUCUGGUGGCCGGCGGCGGCGACCCGAUGACACCGUCCAUGACGCUGGCCACCCUUGCGCCGCCGGUGGCGAUGCACCAUCACCACCACCACCACCACGCCGCCGCCAUGGCGGGCCACCCUCUGGGCGGCGCGCUCAACACGGCCUGCUCGGCCGUACUGCAGCAGCACCACGACGCCGAGCAGAAGAAGCGAGACUCCUUGUCCUUCUACUCAUCGAAACACGCAUACGACCGGAAAAGCCCAUAUUCGAUAUCGACGUCCACCGUGCUGCCGGACAAGGCUGCCGGCAGCAACGGCGUCGACGGCGGCGGGGGCCACAACGGUGCCGGCGGAGGGGGCGGGGCCGUCUCCUCGGAGGCCGACGACGACCCCAAGAAGAAGAAGCGGCAGCGGCGCCAGCGCACGCACUUCACGUCGCAGCAGCUGCAGGAGCUGGAAGCGACCUUCGCGAGGAACCGCUACCCGGACAUGUCCACGCGCGAGGAGAUCGCCAUGUGGACAAACCUCACCGAGGCCAGGGUCCGGGUGUGGUUCAAGAACCGGCGCGCCAAGUGGCGGAAGCGCGAGCGCAACGCCACGGCCGAGCUGAAGAACGGCUUCGGCAGCCAGUUCAACGGCCUGAUGCAGCCGUUCGACGACUCGCUGUACUCGGGCUACUCGUCCUACAACAACUGGGCCUCCAAGGUGCCCUCGCCGCUGGGCGCCAAGAGCUUCCCGUGGGCCAGCCCGCUGGUGCCCGGCGCCCAGGGCAUGGGCUGCUUCAACUCGCCGCCCGCGCCGCCCGGCAUAUCGUCGCCGUCCAUCGUGCCGACGCCCGGCAACGCGCUGAGCGCAGCGGGCGCGGCCGCCGCUGGCGCACCCUGCCCGUACGCGACGCCGGCCUCGCCGUACGUCUACCGCGACCAGAGCAUGACCUCGUCCAUCGCGUCCCUGCGGCUCAAGGCCAAACAGCACGCCGCCUCCAGUUUCAACACGUACAGCCCCCCGCGGCAGGCGAGCGCCUUGUCGCCCUCCUGCCAGUACGCCGACCGCACCAGCGUCUAAGACGGACCCGCCGGUGCGUGGCCACGCGGGGCUGUGCGCUGCCGACAUGGACUCUUUCCCCCCUCCCACUUGUGUUGCUAGAAGCGUUCGGUUCGCGCUCUCGGCCUGCCGCACGGACGUGUCUGCGGGUGCGUGUGGCGCUCCCAGUGCGAGCUGGCACUCGACAACGUGCGUGCCUGGCUGGCUGCAUUGCGUACGCGCAGACGAGUUCGUGCGGCGACCGGAGCAGGAAGCGGCAGGCGAGCGUUCUGGACUGGCACGCACCCGCGUCUGCGAGUCCAGGCAGCUAGCGCCUUCCCACGUGCAUAUACGCGCACAGACACCCCUCCUUGUUCCCGCCCUUGGCGUUUCGACACGGGAAACCGUUUUGCGCUCCGGGAAUGGACAGCCCAAUUUUUUGUCGGAGCAGUCCGUCACGGCUCACGAGAUGUCUUGAAAGUAUUUGGGAAACCGCCUCUAGCUCUUUGGUUAACUGCGCUCUUUAGUGCUACUGAAGACCAGGGGCCGAAUUCACAAAGUUUUUGCUUCGUAAGGAUUUCUUGCUAUUGGCCACUGCCAUCGCUAUACAAUAUCUCUGUUGCCACUUUUAGCUGGUAUGCUGUUACCAACAGUUCUGGUAGCCAACCGGAGAUUUGAUCUGGUUAACCUCCCUGCCUUUUCUUUGCUUUUAUCUCACUCUCUCUCUUGCGUAAGUGAUUUCUUGUGAAUACAGGCCCUCGUUUUCAGUGCGCGAUACAGCGCGAGGCGAUUUCUGCCCAUUAUGUACGCGCCUUAAGUUUCCACCACGUAGGGCUGAUUAUUUUUUUAGAGAAUUGGUUCAUAACCAUGACUAAAUUAACGUGCUCAAGCUUUCUUUCGAUGACAAAUGAAAAUAUUCCAGAGUGAGACUAGUACGUUCCUCCUGCACUCAAUGGAUUCAUUUUGCAAGAACCACUUCAGUGUGCUCAGUUUCAAUUUCACAAAUGUAAAUUCAGCAGAGAAGCUUAAUUUUCUGUAUGAUCAUGUCGCUCUACAUGUUUAGGACAGGUCAACAGUAUGUGACCUGUGCUAAGCAUUGCAGUUCUCGCUUGCACUAAAUUGACGCACGGUACGGCUACGAUCAGAUUUAUUGGCUAAUAAAUGACCGACAUGGUUAUCCACAAUACACGGGAACUUUCAGGCUUACCAUUUGCAAGACUUAUAUUGCAAUAAGGAAGCUUCCAGUUGCUUGUUUAUCCUUAUGGCACGUCCGUGCUCGGAACGAGGGUUUUAUACGUUGCGUGCUGCAAAGAAAUUGCAUGUCUUCAUGCAGUUUCUAUGUUUGCUUCAUUUGAUUUCAUUUUCUUCUCGAACUGUAAUGGUUAUGGAACGUUUAUACUCUUUGAAACCCCACAUAUCAGUCAAUGAAUUCUAGUCGUAGCUGUAGAUGCGCUCAAAAUAUCCCAUUCUCCUCGUUAGAACAUAUCAUACCUUGAACAAAUUUUUAACUACAUGAUGGAAUCGAGAAACACAAGUACAUGUGAGUAGUUCAGUACUUUUGGCUGUGAAUGCACGCGUGUGGGCAUUCGACUUCGGCUGAGAGAAGUCGAUGCGAAUCUGUCAGCCAAAGUAAGUGCCACUUUUCGAAAGUGCUUGCAACGUGGUGCGGCGUAUAGUCCAAAGUCCUCCCCGCCCGAUCCUUGAGCGCAAAGCAGUUUCUAGUGUGGUACGAACAACCCUUUCUUUCUAAUCCGGCACGCUCGUUUGGUCCUCGAGGCAGGGGCCCACGGACGCUCUCGCGCAAACAGUCCUGGUGCAGAGCGGCCUCUGGAUUGUGGCGACGACGAUUGCAUCGCACGGUGGACUUGUCCGCGGCCAACGCCGCAGACGUCUUCGGACUUUUCCGACCUAGCUAUUUGGCGGCGCGGCGCACAGCAUCGGAACUCUACCUGACUGCGUCGGAAGAUGUUCUUUUCCACCCUGGCGGUUCUGCGGACGAACGCCAGUCAUUCUGUACACGGCGACGGGACGUCGUCAGUCUUCGUGUGUGUGGUUGCAUGACUUUUGGGACACGCAAGUUCGCGUGCCGAAUGAGUCGUGUGUGUUUGCUUGUUUCUUUUCUUGUGACGCGUGUACGUUCCUUGCACGCUUUCUGUGUAUACGCUGUGGAUAUGAAGCACCAUUUCAGAUCACUACACUCGCGGACGUGUAGUUAUCUGGAAUGCUUGCUGUGGGGAGGGGGCAAGCAAGCCGGGCCGAGGCGUCUUCGUUUUUGGUAGAACUGGCUGACGAAGAGCUCACGGGUGGUGCGCCUCAGCUAGGCGGAGGAGUCCGUGCGCGGACGAUUCGCUUGCAGCCAACGUGUGCGUCCCUUGCGUUUGCACAGCUUUCGGUGACAACUGGAGCGUGACGCCACCACUGGAAUCUCGGCAGGAGUGCGUCGUCGCGCGUUUCAUUACGAAACGGCGCCCCGUGGACUUCCUUUUCUUGUCCCCUUCGCAGAUCACUACGCGUCCACUAAACGCUGCUUACGGGUCUGGCUUCAAGCUUAAGCCUGCGUGCGGAACGAUGAGGCGCAUGAAAUACGGACCUUUGAGGCACGCCCUACGCGCUCGCCGUGAGGUUCUACUUGUAUCGUGUUUCCAUUGACGUCAGCGAGUCGCAGGACGCCAUUAGAAACACAAGCUUAUAUUUUUGAAGGGUUAGCCUUCCUUCUCGGCCACUUAUGUAACGGUUCGGUACUGGACAAAGCUAGGUAGUUGUCUCGGAACAAAGACCUAUUUUAUAGGGAACAGAAGCGAGAAGGUAUACAAACGAUUUCGUUUGAGCCAAUUGAUGCAACCGGUGGCGGCUGGUUAGCGAGGUAUAUUUUUGCUUAGUUCCUGUGGCAGGCUAAUUGCUAUCGAAAUUAAAAAAAAGUAUAUUUCUUACGUAAAACUUGUGUCAAGUGCUCUAAGCUAUUAAGGUGGAUUGAGGUUGUGGUACAGCCAUUUGCCUUUCGUAUUACGUAUGUAUUCGCGUUCAUCAUUACGGGCACCGAGUGAAGCUGUACAAUACACGGAUCCCUAACGAGAUGCUUCCUCGUUUCGCUGACAGUUCCGGUAUUUGAUUUAUAACCUCAUAUAAAUGCUGAGCCUGGAUACGGCACGCAACUUCUUUACGAAAACUAAAGCAGUUGUUUGCUGCCAGCUAUCUUAUACCGCCGAGAUUAACGCAAUGGGAAUGGACCUUGCGGUCUAUGCCAGUGUGAAGUAUUACCUCCAGUUUUAUAGGAGCCAGUGCAGAUCCAAAGACGUCUGAUUCAAAACAUUUUGCAUCUAAGCGCUGGAACACAUUUCUCAUGCACGUUUGAAGACGCCGUGCAUUUUGUUUUUAAGUGUUACCCUUCUUUCUGGGGUUUUACGUGCCAAAACCAGUUCUGAUUAUGAGGCACGCCGUAGUGGAGGGCUCCGGAAUAAUUUCGACCACCUGGGGUUCUUUAACGUGCACUACAACGCAAGCACACGGGCGUUUUUGCAUUUCGCCUCCAUCGAAAUGCGGCCGCCGGGGCCGGGAUUCAAUCCCGCGACCUCGGGCUCAGCAGCGCAACGCCUUAGCUGACUGAGCCACCCCGGUGGGUUUUUAAGUGUUAC
Molecule: messenger RNA, 4705 nt
Organism: Dermacentor silvarum
Lineage: Eukaryota; Metazoa; Arthropoda; Arachnida; Ixodida; Ixodidae
Product: pituitary homeobox 3-like
Exons: 5
Coding region: 36-1115 (359 amino acids)
Biological process (GO): regulation of transcription by RNA polymerase II; anatomical structure morphogenesis
Cellular component (GO): nucleus
Molecular function (GO): DNA-binding transcription factor activity, RNA polymerase II-specific; RNA polymerase II cis-regulatory region sequence-specific DNA binding
Source: RefSeq, a predicted model, not a curated record